GCUCAAAUAAUUGACAUUAAGAUUGAACACAAAAAUCGUCAUAAUCGGCCUGURAUUAUUUCUUAAUCUAAAACWUCUCCUGACUGGGUAAAGUAAAGUUCCACAAAAACCUCAAACCUCUUGUUUACUCUCACUAUUGAACAUGAAUGUUUAAUGAUUUACAAACAGCAAGAGUCUUUCUUGUUCUAAUUAACAAUGGACCUAUUCAAGAGAGCUAGUGCAGAAAUUAAGCAUUUGAACUAUUUCGUAUUUACGAAUUAAGUCUAUUUUAACUUUUAUUAACGUUAAUACGAGAACAAUUCAGUCAGAAUUACAUCCAUUUGGAAAAUAAGCAGAAUCUAAACCGUUUGAACUGCUCUUUCACAAAAAAAUUACAAAAGUUACUAACUAGUUUUUAUUACAAAGCUAUAUUUGAAACAUUUAAUGGUAAUAACAGGAUUGAGCCCACUGAUAUUGAAUCCUUUUUUCCAGGAUAAAUUGCAUUGAUUUUCUACAAAAGUUGAAUUCGAACUAAAGCGUAUCAAAACCACAAGGCAUUACUAAAAUACAGAGACCUGUAUACGACGCAGUCAGAUACGGUUUUGAUUCACUCUACCGGUAUUUUACAGACCUUAUCGAUAAACAAAGCGAAAGCAUUAGUCAGUCAUUUGGGAAGAAAAACUAAAAYCAUUUCCAGUAAACUGAGGGUACUGCAUCAUUCAAGAAAUGACGUUUUGUUGUCGGCCAAACUCUCCGCCGUCCUUGCCGGGCGAGAGGCUCCCACGAAAGCAGAAGAUUUCGUUCCUAUGUGGACAUGUCUUGAACGAUCUUGCUGGAAGUGCAUGGUUUAGYUAUGUCUUGGUAUUUCUUACAAAAGUAGCUGGACUUUCUAAUCCUCAUGCUGGGUAUGUAGUCCUCGCUGGACAGAUUAUCGAGGCUGUAUCAAGUCCAGUUAUAGGACAGCUUUGUGAUAGAACAGUGAGCUGUUAUGGACGCCGCAAAAYAUGGCACCUUAUCGGGACUCUAGGUGUUUCAAUUACCUUUCCCAUGAUCUUUAUGAGAUGCAUUGGAUGCGAGGAGAGCCCAUCAAGCACAAAACUUGGGUACUAUAUUUCUUUAGCAUUGGUUUUCUGCAUGAGUUGGGGCUCAACUCAGAUCGGACACCUUUCUUUGAUUCCUGACAUCUGCAAGAAGRCGAGUGAAACUGUUGAGUUAAGCGCUCUGAGAUCAGCGGUAACAUUCUUUUGCGGCAUAUUCAUCUACGUUAUCACGUGGGUUCUACUUGGACAAAACAAAGAAGGGUCUUUGUCUCCUAAAGUAUGGAAGCAAUUCAUGUAUCUUGGUAUCAUAAUAGUCUCUGUUGGAAACUUUUUCAAUCUCAUAUUCCACGUAUUGACAGUGGAACCACCACCAACACCACCGGCCAGGGAAAACAACAACACGCCUUGUUUACCAAAUGAUGAAGACCAGAAUAGAGCUAUGAUAGAAGUAUCUUCGCUAUCGAAUGUUGAAACUUCACCCCGUGAAAGACAAGAAGAAUCAUUAUUAAUAACAAGUCCACAAUCAACGUCAUGCAGGGAAGCAAUAGAGAUAAGUGAUCGAAGUACCGAAAACCACGAUAAAACAUGGAAAGACUGGCUGAAAUAUCCACCGUUUUAUACAACCAAUAUGCUGUACACGUGUAGCCGCCUUGUUGUUAAUAUCUCGCAAGCCUAUCUUCCGCUAUACCUAAUAGAGACUCUCAAAUUUGAAAAGGAAUCUAUAGCAUAUUUCCCAUUGAUCAUUUUAGUAAGUGGAGUAUUGUCUAGUUCUGCUGUAAAGCCCAUGAACAAACGUCUUGGCAACAAAAUUACAUAUUCUAUUGGAGGUUCUAUCGCGCUCGCUUCGUGCUUCUGGUUUUAUCUCCAAUCAAUCGAAGGCCGAAAUGCUGUUUAUGCGACGGCAGUACUUAUAGGCUGCGGUAGCUCGAUUAUGCUUGCUACGUCACUGUCAAUGAUAGCAGAACUUAUUGGCGAACACAAGACAUCAGGAGCGUUUGUGUAUGGUACAAUCGGUUUUACAGACAAAGUGUCCAGUGGUAUUAUCAUAGCGAUCAUUCAACAACUAAAUCCACGACCCAGUGGAAACAGUUUGGAGUGCCUACCAUGUGAUCGGUUUAUUCGCCAUGUUAUAAGCAUGACUCCUGGAUGUUCGACACUGGUCGGUCUGUUCUUAAUCAUCUUCUUCUUCGAGUCCGUGUUUACUUGUACUCGUAAAGUCGUAAACAGAGAAAUAGCAACUCAAACAUGCCAAAUUGAAGAUGAAUUUAACAGACUAACAAGUGCAACUGAUCCUGAAGAGAGCAAUGCCACUUUAACCACAGAAGAACCCUUAUCUCCUCCAUGCAUGGAUGCAGAUUCUACUGCUCACCGCCGAYCAGUUGAAGGAGAUCCCCAGGCAAACACGUGUGAUGCCACGCCCAGUCAAGAUCUCACUGAAAGUCAGCUUUCAAAUAAUAACGGACCUGAUUCUAAUUCAUUCUUAAAAAGAAACUUUCUUUCUUCGUCUUUGAUGAAUUUGCAGAGUCAAGCAGCUGUAAGACUGGCUACUCAUGAGAAGACGUCACCACAAAUUCAGAAAAAGUCUGUGCCAGUGUGAUUACUGACAGGCGUUAAUUCAUGUCAAUUUGCGCCAAUUUAAUGCUGAUUAAUAUUAGAAAAUAGUUUAAUAUAGCUUAGUAUAGCUUUAUAUGGCUUAAUGUGGCUUAAUAUUUAAACAAUAGCACACAAGACAGGGCCGGGUUCAGUUGUAAAGACGCUAAGACAACAGUAAAARUCAUUUGCACAUAUAUCAUAUUUUUAUUUUUUCAAGAUUAUUCAAACUCAAGUUUCAAAUCUUUAUGACAAUGUCAAUAGCAUUUAAUUUGCAAGCAUUGUCUGGAGUUGAAAAUCAAACUCCUCCGUGAGAAUUUAAAACAAUAAUAUGCAAAUGACUUUGUUGUCGUCUUUGCGUCUUUACAAGUGUACAAUGUUAAUGGAAUUCUAUGUGUAACUGACUGUGUGUGUAGGACAUUUUAAAUUCAUUUCAAAGGGUUGGAAUCCUAGAUAUUUUGAUUUCUUACAUUCAUGCAACGUCGUGAUUAAUGCUUUCUUAUCGAAAUUUUAAUAAAAAUAUGAAAAAURCCA
This is a messenger RNA of Exaiptasia diaphana, 3143 nucleotides long. Its product is annotated as major facilitator superfamily domain-containing protein 12. Gene Ontology annotation, biological process: transmembrane transport; carbohydrate transport. Gene Ontology annotation, molecular function: symporter activity. Lineage: Eukaryota; Metazoa; Cnidaria; Anthozoa; Actiniaria; Aiptasiidae. The coding region runs from base 706 to 2616 and encodes 636 amino acids. The record is from RefSeq and is a predicted model, not a curated record. The transcript is spliced from 10 exons. Gene Ontology annotation, cellular component: membrane.